Anastrepha ludens (Mexican fruit fly) is the source of this 3714-nucleotide messenger RNA. RefSeq lists its product as uncharacterized. Bases 1 to 3714 code for a protein of 1237 amino acids. The transcript is spliced from 3 exons. Gene Ontology annotation, biological process: DNA integration. Lineage: Eukaryota; Metazoa; Arthropoda; Insecta; Diptera; Tephritidae. The record is from RefSeq and is a predicted model, not a curated record. Gene Ontology annotation, molecular function: zinc ion binding; nucleic acid binding.
AUGAGUAAACCAAAGUCGGCUAUUUCAAGUCUCUCUCCAAGUAAGGAGAUGAUGGACUUAAAGUCUUUAAAGCGCCAGAGAACUGUUGCAAAAACCAGCAUAGUGCGCAUAAAAACUGGCCUCCUUGAAAAGACCAUGUCGCUAGAUCCAAUCGAAUUGGAGUGCCGACUCGACAUAUUGAACUCCCACAGCGAAAAACUCAUGAAAUGUCAGUCGAAAAUUGAGGAAAUCGACGAAGAAGACAUUGCCCGUGGAGAGUUAGAGGACUUAAUUGUAGAAACAAAGUCCAUUAUAAAGUCCAUUCUGGCGAGAAAUAAAUCGUCAAUUGCCGAAACAUCUUUUACUGCACCUCACAGCUCGCGACUACCAAAAAUGUCGUUACCUACAUUCAAAGGAGAAUAUUCCGAGUUUAAAAACUUUAUGAGUCUGUUUGAGAGUUUCGUGCAUAAUGAUCCCACAAUCCCGGAUAUUGAAAAAUUUAAUCAUUUAGUAUCAUGUCUAUCCGGUGAAGCCUUAGGCACAGUGAAGUCCUUCCAAAUGUCUGAAGAAAAUUAUCCAAAGGCGCCUUCUGCGUCGUCUUUGCGAUCAAUGAUUGAUACAGUGUCUGCAGUAUAUGACUCGCUUUUAUCGCUGGGUGACGAUAAGCUUAUUUCAAAUGCGAUGUUGAUUCACAUAGUCAUGUCGAAGGUUGAUCCCACUACUCGGUCAAAGUGGGAGGAGCAACUUGACUAUGAUAAGCUGCCGCUUUGGGCUGAGUGUGAAGCUAUGCUAAACAAGAGAUACCAGCAUUUAUCAGCUGAAGAAGCUUCCUCAUCCCAACAAAGGCCAAAUAAUGAAGAUACGCGGCAGAAAACAAAAAAUCAACAACUGCGACCCUCAAAGACAACAUUUAUCGCGACGAAUUCCAAACUGCCAACUUGCCUUCACUGUGGUUCCAAGGACCAUUAUUUGACAGCUUGUCCAAAAUUCCAAGCGCUUACCGCACUUAAAAGAUUUGAAUUAGCAAAAUCGAUUUCCCUGUGCAUAAAUUGCUUGCGCAAGGGACAUACGGUCUCAAAGUGCAAAGCAAAUCGCUGUGGUGUAUGCAACCGUUCGCAUCACACCAUGUUGCAUCAAUAUCCGAUCUCCUUUGAGACCGAGCCGCAACCUUCGACGUCACAGGCCAUGCAUAUUAGCAGCCUGCCUGACCGAGUCAUGUUAGCUACAGCCGUAGUUAAUGUAAAGGCCAGCUCCGGUGUUUACGUGCAAGCGCGAGCUCUACUUGACUCCGGUUCUCAAGUAAACUUUAUGACCGAAGAGCUUAUGCAGAAAUUGCGAAUCCGUAAGGAAAAAUUCGCUCUAAAUAUAGUUGGAAUUGGCAAUUCAAAUAAAAAGGUCCAAGGCAAGCUUAAAACUUAUAUAAAAUCGAGGAUCAACAAUUUUGAAUUUUCGGCGGACUUUUGGGUAAUGCGUUCGAUAUCAGUCAAUCAUCCAGAUCGGACUGUAAACACAAAUGGCUGGAAAAUCCCACAAAAUAUUGAACUAGCUGACCCAAGUUUCUACAAGUGUCAGAAAAUAGACAUACUUUUAGGAGCUGAAAUAUUCUUUGAUCUGUUAUCGGUGGGUCAGAUCAGAACCAGCCCAAGGCUGCCAACGCUGCAAAAAACUGUGUUAGGCUGGAUAAUUUCAGGCAAGUAUGCCACAAAUAAUAGCUCCAGUGCCCAAGUAAGUAGCACAUUAUGUCAAUUUGAAGAAAGCGUUGCUAGUAUUGAUACCACAAUCCGAAAAUUCUGGGAAUUGGAAGAAAUACCUGCACAAAUAAAUUCCACACGACUGACUCCAGAGCAGGCAAAAUGUGAGGAAUUUUUUUCGAAAACCACACAGGUUUUACCAUGUGGAAGGCUUCAAGUCAGACUGCCUUUCAAAACCGACCGUAAAUUACUCGGUCAUUCGUAUGAAACCGCAGCUCGGCGGUUUCAGGCGCUGGAGAGAAGGACGCUGAAAGAUCCAGUACUUCGUAAAAUGUACCUGGACUUCAUGCAAGAGUAUCUCGAAUUGGGGCAUAUGAGUCCAACAAAUAAUCGACUCCCGAGUGAGCCGCACUAUUUCAUUCCGCACCAGUGUGUGUUAAGACCGCAGAGCACAACUACCAAGUUGCGCGUAGUUUUUGAUGCUUCGAGUCGCACAUCAACACAAGUUGCGUUGAAUGAAACCUUGAUGGUCGGACCGAUCGUUCAAGAGGAGCUUUUUUCGACCCUCCUUCGCUUCCGAUUGCACAAAUAUGCCAUGACUGCUGACAUCACGAAGAUGUAUCGUCAAAUAUUGGUGCACGAAGACGACAGGAACUUCCAGCUCAUAGUGUGGAGACAGGAUCCAUCGGAGCAUUUGCAAAUUUUUCGAUUAAACACCGUAACAUACGGCACAGCGCCUGCACCAUUUCUCGCCACACGGUGUCUGCAAAUGCUAAGCGACAAAAAUAAAGCCAAAUAUCCACUCGGUUCCAAAGUCAUUCGGAAUGACUUUUACGUCGACGACCUAUUAACAGGAUCCGACAGUAUAGAAAGCCUCACCCAGAUACAACAGGAAGUAAAUAUAAUUUUAGAAUCGGCAGGCCUGAAAUUAGCAAAGUGGUUUUCCAAUCAUACAAGCUCAUCGAAUAGUGAGAGUCUCCAAAAAUUAUUGCAGCUCAGCGAUACCGACUCCACCAAAACGCUGGGAAUCCACUGGCAGCCGAAAGAUGACAUUUUUCGCUUCAUUCUGGAAGAUAAUUUUAGCGAGCUGCGAGCAACUAAACGUAAUAUUUUAUCCGUUUCCGCUCGCCUCUUUGACCCUCUUGGUUUAUUAGCCCCGCUAGUUACCAAAGCUAAAAUCUUAUUACAAGAGCUUUGGAUUCAAAAGCUAGACUGGGAUGAGUCGAUUCCAUUGCGGCUUGACACUAGCUGGCAAAACUUUAAAGCCAAUUUGUUGCAGCUUCCAUCAAUUAGCAUUCCUCGGUUCAUUGGGCGCCGAGGGAUGCCAGCCAAAAUAUACUGCGACAACGCGACGAACUUCGUGGGAGCAGAGAGGAAGCUGAGGGAGCUCCGGGAAGCCUUUCUGGCACAGAAAGAGGAGAUUCUCCAAUACGCCGCCGACGAAGGAUUCAUCUUCGCCUUCAUACCUCCGAGGGCACCCCACUUCGGCGGCCUGUGGGAAGCAGCAGUGAAGUCGGCCAAACAUCUGCUGGUGCGCGCCGUAGGCAACGCGCUGUUAACCGCCGAAGAAAGCGCAACGCUUCUCGUCGAAGUAGAAGCGGUCCUGAAUUCCCGACCGCUCGCACCACUCAGCAACGACCCCAACGACGGCGAGGCGCUAACGCCGGCGCAUCUACUAAUCGGUUGCCCCUUGCGAGCUUUGCCACCGGAGAAGGUACCCGUCAACCUCAGCCGCUGCUUAGAGAGAUGGCAGCUUGUUUGCUCUCUCAAGCAACAAUUUUGGCGCGCGUGGUCGAAGAGCUACCUUCUGGAGCUUCAGCAGCGCAACAAAUGGGUGCACCCGCAGCCCAACGUCCAACCAGGCCAACUCGUCGUCGUCCACGAAGACAACGUACCACCGCAGCAUUGGGUGCUCGGUCGAGUAACCGCAACCAUUCCCGGAGCGGACGGCAAAAUUCGAGUCGCAGACAUCACCACUAGGUCGGGUGAAGUACGACGCCCUAUUCACAAACUCGCCGUGCUGCCGGUGGAAAACAAGAAUUGA